Molecule: messenger RNA, 1416 nt
Organism: Cladocopium goreaui
Lineage: Eukaryota; Dinophyceae; Suessiales; Symbiodiniaceae
Source: the annotation of a GenBank genome assembly
AUGGGUCUCCUUCCAGAGCCUGAUGAGACGAGGGCUCGCUAUGCCAGCUUGGCAGGAUCCCACACUGUUGCAGGCAUGCGGUGCGUCCUACAUGGUACGCCGCAUAACCACAAAGGGUCCAAACUCGCAGUCGGUGGUUGCUUCAACAUCAACUUAGUGGAGAAGGCCGACAUGGGCUAUGCCAAUGCCUGCAGGAAUGGGUUCACAUGGGCUGUUAUCUCCAACGAUGUGAUCACUGAGUUUCCUGCGGUUGCAGAUGUGCUGCAAGCAGGUCAGAACACGAACGUCUUCAAAAAGGAAUCAGAGUUUCAGAUCCUGAAGAGGAUGAUCACGUGGAUCGGGCAGAAGGCCCAGGUCUCAUGGAAUGAAGUGAAGAAGUCGAUUUUGAAGACAAAACCGGACUGCAGUGACGCAUGCCCUUACAUGUUCCAGUUUCUGACCAAGUUCAUGAACCGGGACGACCUGAACAAAACCGACAAGAGGGUCAUGAAGACACUCGCAGCUUCCAAGGCUCUUGGAACUGACUUCUGGCAGUCAGUGUCUAAGGACGGAAAGACGGCUGGUGAAGUGUUGCUUGUACUUCGUCAUUGUGCCGUCAGCGCAGCAUACUGCUGUGGCACGUCUUUGACACGUGCCGAUGUCAGGAAAAUGCUGGGAAACCCCACAAAGUCCGGCAAGAGCCAGGAACUCAUUGAAGAGCUAUGCUCUCUCAUGGACAAGCAACUCAACGAUGAGCAGAAGCUGAAUUCCGGAGAAAUUCAGCAUCAAUUUGAAGACCGAAUAGUGCUGAUAGCCAUGGACAAACGUCCCAAGCAUGGAGAUGCCUUCAUCAUGGUACCGGAGGCUCACUUUCAGAUCGCAGUGGGUUCAAUCAAGGAUGAGACCAAGGUGACCCUCACCAUGAAGUAUGAGGCAUACAGGCCAAAUCCUGCUCCUUCUCCUGGUAGUGUGGCUGCUGGCUCCACAGACAAGCACAGCACAUGGAUCAACAGGAUUCGAAGCUUUGAUGCCCAGGGCAAGAUCACCAACACGAAAAUGGCAGGUGAGCUGGGUUUCAAAGAGGGAAGCAUGAUCAUGAGGAAGGUGGACAAGUUGAAAGCCAGGGUCACCGACAUGAAGGGAGACGACCAUGCGACAAUUGAGAUGGAAGAUGGGUCCAAGUUCCAGCUCAUGGCCAAGAGUCUUCUGCGGGGAGAUUGGAAGCUUAUGAAAGAGAAGGGAUCCGAGACAGUGGAGAUCGAGGGCUACGGGCCCCACUUGGUCAUCAAUCAGAAGGAAGCGAAGAUGAUGCAGAUCAAGGGUGAGAUCAUGACCAAGUUGACUGAGCUCGAGGCCAAGCAUGCCUCAGUGCACGAAUUUGAAGAUAACCUUCAGACCCAGAGAUGUGGUUGCCACCCAAAGUUUUGCGAAGGGUAA